Messenger RNA from Dichomitus squalens LYAD-421 SS1, 273 nucleotides. RefSeq lists its product as uncharacterized. Bases 1 to 273 code for a protein of 90 amino acids. Lineage: Eukaryota; Fungi; Basidiomycota; Agaricomycetes; Polyporales; Polyporaceae. The transcript is spliced from 2 exons. The record is from RefSeq and is a predicted model, not a curated record.
AUGGCUCCCCUCACUACCAACCUCGUCGCGUUCUUCUUGUGCCUCGCUCUGACUCCCGCGUCUAUGGCUGGCCCCAUCCCAUCCCGCACAAUGCCAACGCCGUCCAACUUGGUGCUUGUCACGUCGUCAGCGUCAGCAAGUGACGUCCCUCCUGACCCAGUGUUUACAUUUGGUCCCGGCGGUCUCCCGCCCGUGUCAGCACCCACCACCACGAACGCGCAGUCAACCGCAUCGGUAACUGCGCCUGUCCUUGAGAUGGACUGGCUGUCCUGA